AUGGCUUCACAACCCGAUACAGUCGCCGGCGCCUCCGCUCCUCCUGCCGCUCAAACCAUCCCUUCCCAAAUAGACACCACCCACGCACAGUCAUCAGAACAACCUCUCGAGAUGAGUGAGCUGCCCGCCUCGCCGAGGACCGUAAACGAGGAGUUCGCAGAUGCCGUACAGCAGCAGGAACCCCAACAUGCCACAGACGCUGCUCCUGCCCCUUCCGCCGACGCUCCAGCACCCCUCGAACGUAAAGAAACGGAAGCUUUGGGACCUGCUACUGACGCUCCCAUCACGACUGCUGCUUCCGCCGGCCCUACUCUCAACAUCUCUCUCAUGCUGACGACGGGAGUGAGACAUCCUUAUAAGAUUGAUGAGAAGUACCUUCGAAAUCGCAAGGUCGAAGCCAAGAAUGCAGAGGACGAGUUUGAUCCACGAGAGAUCAGUGGGUACAAGUUGAAAGAGCUCAUUUGGACGGACUGGAGGAAGGAGUGGGAGCCCAGACCGAUGAGUCCGAGCAGUAUACGGCUCAUCAUCAUGGGAAAGAUGAUUGAAGACAAGAAGGCCCUCAAAGAAUUCAACUUCAACGUCGAUGGCCCCAACGUUUUGCAUAUGACCGUCAAGCCCGCAGACCUUAUCGAUGACGAUGAGACAGCUGAACAGCGCACCCCCAAACUGGUGAAAAAGCUGGUCGGCGAGGGCCUGAGAAGAAUGGGUCAAGAAAUGCAGGCAGAAGCGCUCCACGAGGAACUGGAGAUUCUGGAAAGGAGGUAUCGGGAAGCUGAGGAUUGGGUGGAUGAGCCCCCAACAACUCUGCGCGGGAACAGCUGGGACUCGCAAAUGGAUGAUGAACUCCUCCUUCAGCAACAGCAAGGUCUGGUGGGAGAGGUAGAGAAUCUGCAGGAGGAGCAGCGUGAAGAUGCACAAGCACACAUGCAAGCACAAGCAAAAGCACAAGAGCAAGAGCAAGAGCAAGAGCGUGUACGUGGUAACAAGAAGCGCGGUUGCGGCUCGGGAGGCUGUUGUUGCUCCUGA
Zasmidium cellare ATCC 36951 is the source of this 1026-nucleotide messenger RNA. RefSeq lists its product as uncharacterized. The record is from RefSeq and is a predicted model, not a curated record. NCBI's taxonomy places the organism in Eukaryota, Fungi, Ascomycota, Dothideomycetes, Mycosphaerellales, Mycosphaerellaceae. Bases 1 to 1026 code for a protein of 341 amino acids. The transcript has 3 exons.